Messenger RNA from Phycomyces blakesleeanus NRRL 1555(-), 1770 nucleotides. RefSeq lists its product as hypothetical. The record is from RefSeq and is a predicted model, not a curated record. Lineage: Eukaryota; Fungi; Mucoromycota; Mucoromycetes; Mucorales; Phycomycetaceae. Gene Ontology annotation, molecular function: protein binding. Bases 1 to 1770 code for a protein of 589 amino acids. The transcript has 2 exons.
AUGUUAGCAUCAGAGCUACCUAUCGAAAUCACUCUUUUUAUUGCAAGGUUUCUUCAAUCCGCAGAUAAAAUUCAGUGUUGUCUCGUGUGCAAGGCUUGGACUCCGGCUUUUCAGCAAUCUCUUUUUGAAGCAGUCAUUAUUAAGCGUUAUUCUGGUGCCAACAAGUUGGUCGAUUCAACCAAUUUAGCAAACAACCUUCUUCAAAGAUAUGGCCACAAAACUCAGACUCCCGAGAUCAGUAAAAGUACUUUUCUAGGCGAUCAUCAGCUCUACGCCUUACAAAAAUAUCUUCCAAACAUACAGUAUUUCAAAUGGAGUAGCAAGGAAAUCAAAUUACUCCUACUCACUGAUUUUAAUGGGUGGAAUUUAUGGGCAGAAUCCCUCACAGAUCUCGAAAUAACUGUGAAAGACUAUGGUUACGAUAUACUACCAAAGAUAUUGGACUCAAUACGCUCAAAUCUACAUCGACUGAAGCGGUUACACUUCGAAGGCUUAAACUAUGAUAGUUUUUCUCCAUGCACCUUUGACGACUUUGAACUUCUUAAUGACCAGCUACCAGAAUUAACGAAACUGCUUCUUACCGUUCAAUUUGAUAAAAUGAGCCCAGAUGAAUUAUUAAAGGUUAAAGAAAUUAAUCCGAGACCUUAUUUAAAAACCUUGGGCAUGUUUAUCGAAAAGAAUACCUAUGAAUGGCUGUAUUACAUCGCUGUCAAGUAUCCAAAUAUCAGUUCUCUUAAGCUUUUGAGUUUUACCGAGUCCACAAUUAGCUUCCAGACUUAUCAAGCGUCCCAAAUGCUUGCCAAGCUUUCAUGUCCUUUUCAACAUUUGGAGAAGCUUACUGUCGAGGUUGGAAGUACCUCAGAACAAACAUAUCUUGAUUUUGUAAACCGGCUUGGUCUUUUCAAUGUUCCCAUCAAGGAAAUUGAUCUUACUAUUUACAAUUCCUUGAGCUUCAAUGUAUCAAACAAAGAUAUCCUACAGUCAAUUAAGAUAUUCGCGAAUACGUUGGAGAAACUCAGAAUUGUAUAUUUUAUAAGUUCAUACUAUUCGGGAUUUUCUGAUGAACUUGUGUACUGUCCUCGCCUAGUUGAUCUCACUAUCGAAAUCCAGGGCACUACAACUAUGCUGGAUGUUCUCUUAGAGCAAUACCCGUCAUUGAAGAAUCUCAGCAUUUCUAGUGGUGAUCUCACUCUUCGGCCAGACUUGACUAUUCUUUCAAUUGAACAUGGCUUAUCCCAUUUUUCACUCAAAGAUUCGUUUAUUACCGCCAGUACACUCAACUAUAUAUCUAUCUGCUGCAAGAAACUUAGCACCAUGCGACUAAAGUUCGUAAAUAUAAAAGGCCCACAGCAGGGAAAUACUGGAGACAAUUGCAUCGACAUGUCGUCCACCCACUUUACAAAGCUUAAUAUUAAAGGCAUUCAAUUUUUUGACUCUUUCAACCGAGUUCAAAUUGCUCUUUUUGUUCUUUCAUCAUCGGUGGCUCCUAUAAAGAACACAUGGGUGUACUCUAUACCAGAUGCGUUGAUAAACAAUGGAAGCUCACAAUUAAUAACACGAAAGCUAAAUGAAGAGGAAUCCAAGGAGGCUGAAAAAUAUUUCUGUAACUUUGCCGGAUCGGUUUGUCCAGAAGACACAAAAGAGCAGGUUGAUGAAUAUAUAAAGAGUUUAUCAGAAAACGAUUGGAGACCUGUACUUCCCAAGGGCUACAGUACUUUUAAAUACGGUUCUUUAAAGACUCUUUUAUUUGAUGGGGAGCACAAAGAAUAG